This is a messenger RNA of Epinephelus lanceolatus (giant grouper), 2217 nucleotides long. Its product is annotated as histone-arginine methyltransferase CARM1-like. Gene Ontology annotation, biological process: peptidyl-arginine methylation, to asymmetrical-dimethyl arginine; chromatin remodeling. The record is from RefSeq and is a predicted model, not a curated record. Gene Ontology annotation, molecular function: histone H3R2 methyltransferase activity. NCBI's taxonomy places the organism in Eukaryota, Metazoa, Chordata, Actinopteri, Perciformes, Serranidae.
UAGCACUUGCCAGGUGGAUGACCAAGUCCAAGACCGGACACCAGGGCCAUGGUUCACCUCUCCAGAAGGCCCACUGCUGUUUCUGGUCCACAGAAGACAGGAGCUGAUGCCUCUCCGGUUGGAAUGAGCGACAGGAGCAGCUUUCUUUCACACUGAAGAAUGGGGGAGAAGAGCGAGGAGUCGUUGGCUUUCGCUGUCCGGGUCUUCACUCUGCAGGAGGAGGAGGUGAGCUCCGAGGAGGAUCACAUGGACACACAUGAGGAGGAGGCGAGCAGGGAGCAGCAGGUCAGUGUGUGCAGACAGAGAGCAGAUCAGGAGCUCACUCUGCUGCUCACCACAGGCCUGGAGGCUCAGCAGCUCACUGUGCGUGAUGCCAACAGAGCAUCAGUCUUCCACUUCACCGUGUCCAAGGAGAUGGACUGCUGCCAGGUCGGAGGACAGUCCUUCCUGGUCACAGUCGGAGAGCUGAGUCUUCUGUUGCAGUUCAAAACUCCAACUGACAUGAAGAGCUUCCAGCAGGUAUUAAAGACGGGGGGCGAUGGAGAGACAAGGAAAGGUUGCCCAGAAGGACAUGAGAGAGGAAACAAGGAUGCGGAGAAACAUUCGAGGAGACAUCCGACUGUGUUUGAAAAAUGGACAACACAGGGCUACGAGUUCCACAACUGUGUGUCCCAGCAGCAGAGCCUGCUUCAGGACUACCUGAGGACCGGUACCUAUCACAGAGCCAUUCUACUCAAUGAGACCGACUUCAGAGACAAGGUGGUCCUGGAUGUGUGUUGUGGUUCUGGUAUUCUGUCUUUCUUCGCUGUCCAAGCUGGAGCCACCAGAGUGUAUGCUGUUGAGUCCAGCCCCAUGGCCAAGUUUACACAGAUCCUGGUCCAGAGUAACUGUCUGUCUGAGCAGAUCAGGGUCCUGGAAGGGGAGGUGGAGGAGGUCAGCUGUCCUGACAUGGUUGAUGUCAUCGUCUCUGAACCGAUGGGAUACAUGCUGCUCAGUGAAAGGCUCAUGGAGAGCUUCUUGCAUGCCCGAAAAUGGCUCAAACCCAAUGGUCUGAUGUUUCCCUCCUAUGGUGAUAUUCAUCUGGCUCCCUUCAGUGACGAACAGCUCUACUUCGAACACUACACACGGGCCACUUUCUGGCAGCAGAAAAGCUUCUUUGGAGUUAACCUGAGUGCUCUUUACACAGCCGCAGUGGAUGAGUUCUUCAAGCAGCCUAUCGUGGACACAUUUGAUGUGCAGAUCCUGAUGGCCAGGUCUGUCAAGCACUGCAUCAACUUCAUGGAGGCUAAAGAAGAAGACUUACACAGAAUGGAGAUUCCCUUUGAGUUUACACUGCUGCAGUCUGGUCUGUGCCAUGGACUUGCCUUCUGGUUUGAUGUGGCCUAUUUGGGAUCCAAGUCAACAGUGUGGCUCUCCACAGCUCCCACAGAGCCUGUGACCCGCUGGCAUCAGGUCAGAUGUUUGCUUCAGACGCCGCUGUUCGCCAAGCUGGGACAAACUCUGUCAGGGACGGUCCUACUGGCCGCUAACAACAGGCAGAGCUAUGAUAUCCACAUCACCGCCACAGUCGACCAGUCGGGCUUUAGGUCCGGAAAUGUCCUGGACCUCAAGAACCCUUUCUUCAGGGUAGCAUCUUGGUAGAGAGCUCUGGGCCGCUGGUACCCAGGAGAUUCAGGGAGGAUGGCCUGCCUCCUCCAGGAUGCAGAGUGAGGAGGUUAGAGGUAAGCUUGGACCGUGUGCACGUUAAUGAACGAUCAAAAGACGCGCAGCUGCCACACUGCUGGCAGACGGAACAACUUCCUGACAAAGCCAAAAGAGGGCACCAAGGGGCCGACAAUCCUGCAGACUGAGGCGGGGGAAUAACACCUACUGCAAAACAUUCGCUUAGACUACGUAUGUUUAUUGUUAUAACAUUAUUAUCAUGAAUUUAACAGUAACGUUUUUUCUUUUACCAUCUCUUUCUUUCAUCCCAGGAACGCCAUAAGGAAUCUUCAGAUAUCACAUACACUCCCACACACCUCAAGUUUCUACUUUUUGUCAACAACCAUCGCUGCUGAAUGUGAAGCCAAGGUUGAAUUUGCUGAGUUGACAUCCAUUUAAUCUAAGAUUCGGAUUCUAUAUCAGUGUGCACUGUAUUCAUACACAGAAAUCUGUACGAGGACAGUGGCAACUAAAAAUCGUUUCUAUACCAGCAGUAUUUUGUAUUCUGUAAUAAAA